AUGACUUGCAAGUUUGAGAGGCCGCAGGAGCCCAAGCAGGCAGACUAUCACACUAGUGACUUGAUAAAGAAGCAGGACCAAGAUGCAGAUUAUUACCCCGUCGAGAAUCCUACAUCACCAUUCACUCAACUUUUAAACUCGCUGCAGUCAGGUCUCUCAUUUUCUCUAGCCCACAACCUGCGGGAUGCCUCCAUGGCCUACUUCCUCACAUCGUACAUCUACGCUACUCCCUUUCAAGGAUACGUCCCUUUGCUCUGCCUAGAUGAUCCGGACCUCGAGGAUGCAUGCUCAAUCACCAUCUCUGCCACAGCGCUGGCCGCUUAUUCACGACGGGUCAGAUCGGCGGAAUAUCUGGAAUCUGCGAGGCAAAAAUACGCCAUAGCCUUGAGUGAAGUCAACAAGCUGCUGUCGAAGCCUGAAACCGCGAUACUGGAUAGAACCCUGGCAUCCGUCUUAGUCCUUGGCUUGUUUGAGGCCAUUGUCUUUGAAGGAGGCAAGUCACCUACCAGCUGGACUGCUCACACUUUUGGUUCUAUGCAACUCCUUCGGUUACGGGGUCCCCAGCAGUUCAAGUCGACCGUCUCCCGGAAGAUGUUUGCCCAUGCCAGCAACAACAUCAAGACCAGUUGUAUCCAAAGAAGCGUCCCCGUUCCGGACGACUUUAUCGCCUUCGAUGAGCAGGUCCUAGUCCUUCAUGACCCUAAUGAGCCAACUGUCAAGCUGUCGCCUAUGAUCCAUCAAGUCGCCUCGAUCAAGGCAAGGUCAAUAGCUAGCCCGGACUGCAAUCUAGUUCACGAGGCCCUGAGCCUAGAUCACGAGAUCGUAACUCUUUGCAAGAAUUGUCCUUCCUGGAUGGCGUAUAGCGUCGAACCCGCUUCCGAUUCCGCAGCCUGGGCGUAUGAACGUAUUUGUCAUCGUUAUCCCAGCGCGCGCAUCGCCAAAUUAUGGAACGCUAUUCGACUGCUUCGUAUAUUCCUAGCCGUCUUCAUCCGAGACGUGGCUACCGGGCAACUUGAUUGCGGCCUAUCAAGACUUAACCUUCCAGACUCGAAAGUAACUCGAGAAAAAUACCUCUCUCAGCUUCACCAAUACGCCGAAGACAAUAUGAGGAUAGUCACGACAGAAGUGCUGGCAAGCAUCCCAAGCUUUAUGGAAACCGACGAUUUCGGACGACGCUUCUCGCCGGCGGGUAGGAGUCUUGCUUGGCCGCUGGGUAUCAUCGAGAACACCAAAAUCUGCGGGACUUCAGCCCAGAAGUACGCUUACAAGUACUUGGACAUGCUUGCCGGGGAUUUAAAUCUGCCCCAGGCUGUACAUCCAUCACGAUUUGUUGAUUCCCGAGAAGACUGGUAA
Molecule: messenger RNA, 1353 nt
Organism: Pochonia chlamydosporia 170
Lineage: Eukaryota; Fungi; Ascomycota; Sordariomycetes; Hypocreales; Clavicipitaceae
Product: C6 zinc finger domain-containing protein
Exons: 1
Coding region: 1-1353 (450 amino acids)
Source: RefSeq, a predicted model, not a curated record